AUGGAUGUCGGGCAUCCAAUCUCGACAGCAGAUUUCCUAAUCACCAAAAGCCUCUCGUUCAUCUUUGCCCGUUGGUUCAUCGGUGUUCUGCGCCAACAGAGCUGUCCAGACGUAAACCAUCUACCGCAACCGCGCAAUUUGUUGACUUCUACUCGCCGAGCAAUCGCAUUUUCAUUGUGCAUUGUUCACUCGCAGAGGUCCUCUCAGCUCCGGUUGUUUGAGGGUAGCGGUAUCCUGUCUUUACUCACAACUGGCAAAAUCUCGCCCUCCCACCCGUUCACAUUCGCAUUGGCCGAAAUCCAUCAACCGGAGGAUUCCUUCUUCUUUCCAGUUCUCUUCACCUUUUUGCACUUUCGUCGUCGACGCUCAGAAUUCCACUGGCUCCGGCUAUUCGUCAAGCUCUGCUGUCGGUGUGAGCAUGGCUCUUUCCUGACAAACAGAGCUGAAUCACACUUUCUUUCCGCCGCGCCUCCUCGUUUACUUUCCCAGCAGAAAUCAUCCUACGUUCGGGAGCAACAGAUUGUGGGCGUCAUGUGGAGGUCGAAGAGAUCUCGCAGGGGAAGCGAGAGCAAUGGCUCGAUCUCAAUCCAGCCCCUACUUGACGAUGACAAGGUCUACCUUCCAGACAGUGAUGUGUUUGUCACUACCACCAAGUCAGGGAAGCCCGCUCUCGCCCGCAAGAAGAAGGAAAAUGUGCUCCGAGACCACGGCUUCGACCUGCUGGGCCAGAGCUUUGGUAUUUCAUCUCGUGCCGAUUUCCAGCGAGGUCGCCGUCCCAGCAUCGUCUCCCAAGCUUCGAGAUCUAGAUCUGCCCGAAGUACUCCGGCGCCUCGAAUAUUCGAGGUAGAUACCGAUGGUGAGGAAUCCAUUCUUGCAGCAAAGGCCAGGGCCAGGCAAAUCAACGAAGGCUCGUCAAGUUCUUCUUCACGCUCAACGUCAAGACCUCGAGGAAUACUUCGUCACCCUGAGACUUACCCACAGGCGGUAUGGGAAGAAGGCCAACCUCAAACUGUACCCGACCCAAAGCAUAGACCUCGGUCCUUCUCCCAGGCGAGCCCUACAACCAAUGAGCCCUCUGAACGAAUACGGUUCGCUCGCUAUGAUUCCGAGGAGGAGUCUCCCCGGGUUUCCGAAGCAACUGGUGCAUUCUACAUUCCUCUAGGACCUCCACAUGUACACCCAUAUCCUGGUAUCGCUGCCAGCAACAUCGUCCAUGACCAAGCUUUGGGCCAGUAUGGAUAUCCGAACUGGCCUCUCACAUCAGGCUACGUCGCUCAGAGCAUGCCCACGGACAACCUCUCGAGAAACGUCCCCAUCCACCAGACACAAAGUCUCGGCAUAUCAGGCUUCCAUCCCGGAUCUGUAGCGCCGCAGUCGACCUCAGUGCCUGCAAUGACGCAAAACCAGCAGGCCGGUGCCCCCUACUUGCAACAGCCUGCGAACUUCAGCUUCAUUCCGCCUCCGCCACCGCGACCUCCAGGAAAUUUUGGUACUGGAGGUGCCAAUACCCAGUCUUCUACUUUGCAAGAGGACGAAAGAAUCAAGAAUCACUUCGAGGCUGUGGUCAAGCCUCAUCUGGCUUCACGUAACCACCAAGGCCGGAAUAGCGAGGAAACCAAGGAUUCCCAGGUGGCCGUCGCAAAGCCUGGUGAUGAGGUGCACGAAAGGCGACGGCGCAAGUCAAGAAGACACAAACAUGUGUGUGCCGGUUGUGGUAGAACCAGAUCAAGAGGAUACCAUCUAGACCAUCCCCUCAAAAGGGGUGAAACACCUGAGCCGGGUUAUUGCCGUCGAUGCACAGCUACUGCUGAGUACACAGACUCUGAAGCGAGCGAAAGUGUUUCCAGCGUGUUCAUGACGUCUGCUCUGCCUCCGAUGAGCACCGAUGAUGAGGUAGUUAUGCCUGUUGCCGCAUCCAAGUCUGGUAAGAAGACUCAAUGUCAGAAAUCUCUCGCAAGGAAUGGACGUGGCAGCUUCCUCAAGGCGAUGUCUUCUGUCAUAUAUGGCAGCCAUCGCGGUCGCAAGCCAUCUUUGUCCACGCCCGAGGAGGCCAGUUCCCGGGCCUCGUCACGAAGCCGAAGUCGGGGGCGUCGGAUGCGGCGUCCAGAUCGUAGUGCCUCAACAAUCCGUCCGGUUAAGACUCAUAAACCACGAUCGCCUCUCCUCAAGCCUUCGUCAGCACAACCACUAGGUACCGCGAAAGCCUCGCCCUCUCAUCUUCAUGGCCCCCCAGCUGUCAAUCCAUCACUUGCGAGUGAGCAGCGGGCUCGAGCUUCGGUCGAAUCUUCUCACAGGCAGUCUAUUGGCGACUCCAAAGCACCAUCCACGGCCGUUACUUACGGAAGGAAGUCUAGGGAGCAGAAGUCUCAGUCAGUAGAGCAUUCUUCCCAGCUGUCACAACGCGAGGCAGGAUCCUCUUCGAGAAACGCUGCGGGUCUCAGGAGCCAACGGGGCAAGAGCGAUAUUGUACCGAACUUCUCACACAAAGCAAGUCCUCAGAGGUUCGGUGCUGCUUCGAAUAAAGGCAGCCACGAGUCUGUUCCGAGUACUGAGGCUUGGUACCAGCAACCUCUCGUUCAUGACGAAAGGUCUGAGCUCGCCCAGAAAAGCCGAUGUUUUUCAAGUCUAGAUCCUCAGCAACACAGCGGCCGGCAUAGCCAUUCUCUUGGAGAUGAAGCCAUCGAUAAGCCUGCCACCUCUCGGGGGCUUGGUCGCAAAGGGAACGAGUCCGCUCCCCCGGCUAUCAAAGACAAACCUGUCUCUAAUUCUCAGCAAGAAACAUUCGAUAUCCCCCCUGUUGGUCGUAGUAAUAGCCCCACCAGAAGUAACGUUUCAGCUUCACCGAGCAGUAAGAUCGGCUCAGGUUGCCCAGGGAUCUUUGAGAAAGCGCCCAACUUCGACGAGCUUCUGGAGAGAUCAGAGAACGUCGAUCUGGACAUACCUGCUAUGACAGGCAACGCCUUCUGUUCUUGGGAUGAACGAGGCGAUGAUCUGGAGCCGGACCUAAUGUCACCUGACAACGAUCAUUUUGAUUCCAUGCCCGCCACGCCUGCUGAUGCAAACUGGGCUGUGCUCGACACCGAACCGCAAGUCCAACACGACUCCUGGGGUUAUGACCAGACCCAAUACGAGCAGGAAGCAGAACAGAUGGUUGAAGAAGAACUCAUGCAGGCCGGUAAGCGCUCUGGUCUGUUUGGCGAUGUUUGGGGUAGCUCUGCAACUUCCACGCCCCCGACCCUGUCUAGUUAUAGCCAUCUGACAGUUAGUCUGAUUUCCAUAGAAUCAUGCGACUCGGACGAAGAGCGCAAUGAUGGGAACGACCAUUACCGCUUGUCACAUGACUCAGAAAAUGAAGAACCUGAGGUUCCUCAGGCACACAUGCCCAAUCAACUUGACUUCCCGAGCAUGGAGCAGCGAUCACAGUCAGGCAGAGGCUCUCCAUGCAGCCAAAGAAAUUCGUCGUUCAAGCAACGCUCAGACUCGAGCUCCCAUGUGAAGAGUAACAAAAGCAACAACUCCCCUGAAAAGAAUCUGUAUAACACCAACCAUGACGCGGUCGUGAACAACUCGAGCGAAUCAUUCGAGUUUCUCCCUCCGCCCGAGGGAUCAUCCGUUCUCGCGCAUACUGGGCAUUCAGAAGAGGUGAUUCCCAGUCUUGAGGACAAGCAUAACAGCAACUCGUCAUCGCCGAGGAGAAACCUUCGCCGCCACAUUCGUGGUUCCGAUAUUUAA
Messenger RNA from Neoarthrinium moseri, 3732 nucleotides. RefSeq lists its product as uncharacterized. The record is from RefSeq and is a predicted model, not a curated record. Bases 1 to 3732 code for a protein of 1243 amino acids. Lineage: Eukaryota; Fungi; Ascomycota; Sordariomycetes; Amphisphaeriales; Apiosporaceae. The transcript is spliced from 4 exons.